GCUCCACCGAGCUCUGCGGGGCUUCUGAGUAAAGCCGCUUAGGAUCGAGCUGUGCGGGGAGCUAACCGGGAGCUCGUGUGAAUGCCCCGCCGUGGAUUCAGUCCUGCGCGUACCGUCUGUCCGCGCGUUCUCUCUCGCUUUCUGUGCGCCGGUGGAUGCUCGCCGGGAACAGCUGUUGCUGGGCGACUGGGAGGCUGCAGCGCCAGCGAACGAACGAGCAAGCAAGAAGGGACCUGCUCGCCUCGCACCGUUCGCUGCUGUCUCCCCACCGCCGGCGCCGUUGCUUCCUCCUCCCCCCUCCGGGUCACGCCCUCUCUGCUCACCGACGACACGGGGAGGACAACUCAAAGCAAACAAACCCCCAACCCAAGAACAGCGCCACAAAUAAGCUAAGAGCAUCCCGAUCCAAUCACGCCAUGAAGGGAGAGGCAGGCGUGGGUUUCACAGUUUCAGAUAAUCAAAGCUAAUUUCAGUAUGCUCAAAAGGAAACAGAGCUCUAGGGUAGAGGCCCAGCCGGUGACAGAUUUUGGUCCUGAUGAAUCUUUAUCAGACAACGCUGAUAUCCUGUGGAUUAACAAACCAUGGGUGCACUCUUUACUACGCAUCUGUGCCAUCAUCAGUGUCAUUUCCGUUUGCAUGAACACCCCAAAGACCUUCGAGCAUUACCCUCCUCUUCAGUAUGUGACCUUUGCUCUAGACACCCUACUGAUGUUUCUCUACACAGCAGAGAUGAUAGCCAAGAUGCACAUCCGUGGCAUAGUCAAGAUGGAGUUGGGAAAAGGUUGGAGGUUAACAACACCACAGCCAUUUCAGAUGUUCAAGGGGGAUAGCUCCUAUGUGAAGGAUCGUUGGUGUGUUUUUGAUGGAUUCAUGGUUUUUUGUCUUUGGGUGUCAUUAGUUUUACAGGUGUUUGAAAUUGCUGAGAUAGUUGAUCAGAUGUCACCUUGGGGCAUGCUAAGGAUCCCACGGCCUCUUAUUAUGAUUCGAGCGUUUCGGAUUUAUUUCCGCUUUGAGUUGCCAAGAACCAGGAUAACCAACAUUCUAAAGCGUUCAGGUGAACAGAUUUGGAGUGUUUCAAUAUUCCUUCUGUUCUUUCUGCUUCUGUAUGGAAUUUUGGGGGUCCAGAUGUUUGGCCCUUUCACGUAUCAUUGUGUAACAAAUGGCACACAGCCAGGAAACAUAACCUGGAAUAAUUUAGCAAUCCCAGACACACACUGUUCAAAGGUGUCAGAAGAAGGUUACCAGUGUCCCCCAGGAUUUGAGUGCAUGGACCUUGAAGAACUGGGGUUAAGCAGGCAAGAGCUGGGAUACAGUGGCUUUAACGAGAUAGGUACAAGCAUAUUUACUGUUUAUGAAGCUGCCUCUCAAGAAGGCUGGGUCUUCCUGAUGUACCGAGCAAUUGACAGCUUCCCUCGAUGGCGCUCAUACUUCUAUUUCAUCACCUUGAUUUUCUUUCUUGCUUGGCUUGUUAAGAAUGUGUUUAUCGCUGUCAUCAUUGAGACAUUUGCUGAAAUCCGUGUGCAGUUCCAGCAGAUGUGGGGGUCCAGAAGUAGCACUACUUCAACUGCUACUACACAGAUGUUUCAUGAAGAUGCUACUGGAGGAUGGCAGUUAGUAGAUGUUGAUGUGAAUAAGCCUCAGGGCAGAGCUCCAGCGUGUCUGCAGAGAAUGAUGAGAUCCUCAGUUUUCCAUAUGUUUAUUCUGAGCAUGGUGGCAGUGGAUGUCAUUGUUGCUGCUAGCAAUUAUUACAAAGGAGAGACUUUUAAGAGUCAAUAUGAUGAAUUCUACUUUGCAGAGGUUGCAUUUACUGUCCUAUUUGAUCUGGAAGCUCUCUUAAAGAUCUGGUGCCUGGGCUUUACUGGAUAUAUCAGUUCCUCUCUUCAUAAGUUUGAACUGCUGCUGGUUAUUGGAACUACUCUUCAUAUCUAUCCAGACCUCUACCAUUCACAAUUUACAUAUUUCCAGGUGCUUCGGGUAGUCCGACUUAUAAAGAUUUCUCCUGCCCUGGAAGACUUUGUAUAUAAGAUUUUUGGACCUGGAAAAAAGCUUGGGAGUUUAGUUGUAUUUACAGCCAGCUUAUUAAUUGUUAUGUCAGCAAUCAGUUUACAGAUGUUCUGUUUUGUGGAAGAACUAGAUAGAUUUACAACGUUUCCAAGGGCUUUUAUGUCAAUGUUCCAGAUCCUUACCCAGGAAGGAUGGGUAGAUGUCAUGGAUCAAACUCUUAAUGCUGUGGGCCAUAUGUGGGCACCUGUUGUUGCUAUUUACUUCAUACUUUAUCAUCUUUUUGCUACUCUGAUUUUGCUGAGUUUGUUUGUUGCUGUUAUUUUGGACAACUUGGAACUCGAUGAAGAUCUAAAGAAACUUAAGCAAUUGAAACAAAGUGAAGCAAAUGCGGAUACCAAGGAAAAGCUCCCGUUACGUCUAAGGAUCUUUGAAAAAUUCCCCAAUAGACCCCAAAUGGUAAAAAUUUCCAAGCUCCCUUCAGAUUUUACAGUCCCCAAAAUAAGGGAAAGCUUUAUGAAGCAGUUUAUUGAUCGGCAGCAACAGGACACAACUUGUUUAUUGAGAAGGCUUCCAUCAGCGUCUUCUUCCUCAUGUGACCAUUCUAAAAGGCUGGCAAUUGAAGAAAACAAAUACAUUGACCAGAAGCUGCGCAAAUCUGUUUUCAGCAUUAGGGCAAGAAAUCUUCUGGAAAAGGAGACCGCAAUCAAUAAAAUUCUGAGGGCCUGCACUCGUCAGCGCAUGUUGAGUGGAUCCCUUGAGGGGCAGCCUGCCAAAGAAAGAUCUAUUCUUAGUGUUCAGCAUCAUAUUCGUCAAGAACGCAGGUCACUCAGACAUGGUUCCAACAGUCAACGGAUUAGCAGGGGGAAAUCUCUUGAAACACUAACCCAAGAGCAUUCUAACACUGUAAGGUACAGAAAUGCACAGAGAGAAGACAGUGAAAUAAAAAUGAUCCAAGAAAAGAAAGAACAAGCAGAAAUGAAAAGGAAAGUCCAGGAAGAGGAGUUACGAGAGAAUCAUCCAUAUUUUGACAAGCCUCUUUUCAUAGUUGGUCGUGAACACAGAUUCAGAAAUUUCUGCCGAGUAGUUGUACGAGCUCGCUUUAAUGCCUCAAAAACAGAUCCUGUUACUGGAGCAGUGAAAAAUACCAAAUAUCACCAACUUUAUGAUUUGUUAGGAUUGGUUACUUACCUAGACUGGGUAAUGAUCAUUGUUACUAUAUGUUCUUGCAUUUCAAUGAUGUUUGAAUCUCCCUUUCGAAGAGUGAUGCACGCACCAACACUUCAGAUUGCUGAAUAUGUUUUUGUAAUAUUCAUGAGCAUUGAACUUAAUUUAAAGAUUAUGGCCGAUGGCUUGUUUUUUACUCCAACGGCGGUCAUAAGAGACUUUGGUGGUGUCAUGGAUAUAUUUAUCUAUCUUGUAAGCUUGAUAUUUCUCUGCUGGAUGCCUCAGAACGUUCCUGCCAAAUCAGGAGCUCAGCUUUUAAUGGUGCUACGCUGUCUCCGGCCCCUCCGAAUCUUCAAACUGGUGCCUCAGAUGAGAAAGGUUGUCCGAGAGCUAUUCAGCGGCUUCAAGGAAAUCUUUCUAGUCUCAAUUCUUUUGCUGACAUUAAUGCUUGUUUUUGCAAGCUUUGGAGUUCAGCUUUUUGCUGGAAAACUAGCAAAGUGCAAUGAUCCUCAGAUUACUCUAAGGGAAGAUUGUCACGGCAUAUUCCGAAUAAGUGUAAGUGUUUCCAAAAAUCUAAAUUUAAAAUUAAGGCCUGGUGAAAAAAAGCCUGGAUUCUGGGUGCCUCGAGUCUGGGCCAAUCCUCGGAACUUUAACUUUGACAACGUUGGAAAUGCAAUGCUGGCAUUAUUUGAGGUCCUUUCAUUAAAAGGAUGGGUAGAAGUCAGAGAUGUGAUCAUUCAUCGUGUGGGGCCUAUCCAUGGCAUCUAUAUUCAUGUUUUUGUAUUCCUGGGCUGUAUGAUUGGAUUGACUCUUUUUGUUGGAGUUGUCAUUGCUAAUUUCAAUGAAAAUAAGGGAACAGCUUUGUUAACUGUUGAUCAGAGGCGAUGGGAAGAUCUAAAGAGCAGACUGAAGAUAGCACAACCUCUUCAUCUCCCACCUCGCCCAGAUAAUGAUGGAUUUCGAGCUAAAAUGUACGAUAUAACUCAGCAUCCAUUUUUUAAGAGGACCAUCGCUGUGCUUGUUCUGGCCCAGUCUGUGCUGUUGUCUGUUAAGUGGGACGACCAAGCCCCAGUGACUGGUCCUUUAGCUGCAAUGUCUGUUGUCUUCACAUUUAUUUUUGUUCUUGAGGUAACGAUGAAAAUUAUUGCCAUGUCACCUGCUGGAUUUUGGCAAAGCAGAAGAAAUCGCUAUGAUCUCUUAGUGACAUCCUUAGGUGUUAUAUGGGUGAUACUCCACUUUGCUAUAACGAAUGCCUACACAUAUAUGAUGGGGGCAUGUGUGAUUGUCUUUAGGUUUUUCUCAAUCUGUGGGAAACAUGUGACCCUGAAGAUGUUGCUGCUGACUGUGGUUGUCAGCAUGUAUAAGAGCUUUUUCAUCAUAGUAGGGAUGUUCCUACUGCUGCUUUGCUAUGCUUUUGCUGGGGUCGUUUUAUUUGGCACUGUGAAAUAUGGAGAGAACAUCAACAGGCAUGCCAACUUUUCAUCAGCUGGUAAGGCCAUUACUGUACUCUUCAGAAUAGUCACUGGGGAAGACUGGAACAAGAUCAUGCAUGACUGCAUGGUUCAGCCUCCUUUUUGUACUCCAGACAACAGCACAUACUGGAAGACAGAUUGUGGAAACUAUGCUGGUGCUCUUAUGUAUUUCUGUUCAUUUUAUGUCAUCAUUGCAUACAUAAUGCUAAAUUUGCUUGUGGCUAUCAUUGUGGAAAAUUUCUCAUUGUUUUAUUCCACGGAAGAAGACCAACUCUUAAGCUAUAAUGAUCUUAGACAUUUUCAAAUUAUAUGGAAUAUGGUUGACGACAAAAGGGAGGGAGUGAUUCCUACUUUCCGAGUCAAGUUUUUGCUACGAUUGCUGCGUGGAAGAUUGGAAGUGGAUCUUGACAAGGACAAACUUUUGUUUAAACACAUGUGCUAUGAAAUGGAGAGGCUACAUAAUGGUGGAGAUGUAACAUUCCAUGAUGUACUGAGCAUGCUGUCAUACAGAUCCGUUGACAUCAGAAAGAGUCUUCAGCUGGAAGAAUUGCUUGCUAGGGAACAACUGGAGUACACCAUUGAAGAAGAAGUAGCCAAACAGACAAUACGCAUGUGGUUGAAGAAAUGCUUGAAACGCAUUAGAGCAAAACAGCAACAGUCAUGCAGCAUUAUCCACAGUCUCCGAGAGAGUCAGCAGCAAGAGCUUAGCCGGUUCCUAAACCCACCAAGCAUUGAGACAACACAACCAAGUGAAGAUAUGAAUGCUAAUAACCAGGAUAACAAUAUACAGCCUGAGACAAGUAGUCAACAGCAGCUUCUUAGUCCAACACUUUCUGACAGGGGAGGAUAUCGGCAAGACUCUACUGAAGCUGGUAAACCUCAGAGGAAGUUUGGACAAUGGCGUUUGCCAUCAGCCCCAAAGCCAAUAAGCCAUUCAGUGUCUUCAGUCAAUUUACGGUUUGGUGGUCGUACAACUAUGAAGUCAGUUGUGUGCAAGAUGAAUCCCAUGUCAGAUGUGGCUUCUUGUGGGUCAGAAGUGAAGAAAUGGUGGACAAGGCAACUUACUGUGGAGAGUGAUGAGAGUGGAGAGGAUCUGCUUGAUAUCUGACUGGAGAAAGAUGCCAGUUGGUCACAAUUAUGCAACGUAACAUUGGAAUCAAGUCAGUGUUGCUUGGUUUUUAAAUUGGAGCCCAGUUGAUCUACCUACAAAAUAAGCCUUUGAACUCAUUAUUCUUCAACUUGACAGGAUAUACCACUUAUCUAAUUAUUUUGAAUUUGACCUAGUGACUAUUAUUAUAGUGAUGGAAAAUAACAAAUAGUUAUUUGUGAAAAGCAGAGGGCUUAUGGCCCUAAUAUCAAGAACCAUAUACUUAAUACUAGACUCUCAGCAGCACUUUCAUUCUGUCUCCCCCCACCUCCCGCAACCCAGGAGCCCUUCUAUACCUCAUCGCAAGCUGCUUUUAAAAAUGGGGGUGGCAGGAUCUCUGGAAGCAGUUUGUUAUGCAGUAAGGGGGCUGCUAGUAUUAGAAAGUAAUACUAGUAGAGCUAGUAUUAUCCUUUGUUGGACACACACAAGGUUCUGUACACACUUAAAAGAAACAUGCUAGACUGUGGCUGAGGUUUCAUAUUUCAGAAGCUCCACACCCAAUCCUUUUGCAGCAACGUAUGCAUUCUGGGGUCUCAUCUGAUUGUUUCUGACCUAAUCAAAGCUUAUUUUGCCUGAAAAUGAAUGAUCAUCACGAGAACAAUGCAUUUUCCCCCAGUUCUGCCUAUCCAAUACUAAUAUUGAUGAAUGACCUAUAGAGGUCAGCAGGGAAUUUAUUCAAAAUGAAAGCAUUUUUACAGUAUACUGAUUCUGACUUGCAAAUCUACCUUUUCUUUUUAAUAUGCAAGAUAUAGGACAGUUUGUUUUAAAAUCAGAAAAUGGUGAUUAGGUUUUAUAAUGCAUUUUUAAUUACUAAUGUAAAGAACUUAACUGCAAUGAACAGAUUCCCUGUACAUGUACAUGCUGAAUAGGUUUCUAGGACUUUAAUCUCUGUCAACAUUAGUCAGUUGUUGGGGUUGGAACAGGGCAAGCAGAAGCCUGCUUUCAGUUCAUUCCACCCUGUCCAGAAUUCUUUCUAAACAAGUGAUGGUGCCAACAUCGCUGAGUGCACAGGCCAUCUUAAAGGCUGUGUGUAUGUGAUGAUAUAGCAAGGAUCACCAAAGCACAGCUCUGGGUCUUCGAUUCCUUUGGCACAUGGAGAACAUGCAGGAAGGUGAUUUCCUCACAGAAGUCUGUUUCUGCACCUCAUCACUUUUUCAUGAAAGUGAAUAACUUUUAUUAAAGAGACUAAAGAACCAUAUACUUUAGAUAUUUCACUGUGUAAAAAUCCUCACUGUGUUCCACUUCUGAAGUAUAUUAAUCAUGUGAUAUUGAUCUUAAAUUAUGCAUUGUCAGGUUUUCUGUACCCAUGUACACUGGAUGUCUUAACUUUUAGAACUGUGAUAUAGAAAUUGUUGUCCUAGGGGGAACAUGUUAGGGAAACAAGAUAUUGACAGCUUUAAAUUUUAAAAUAGAAUUUAAAUUAUUAUUUUAAAAAUGUGAUAAUGUAGCCUCUCUUGAGUUCAAGAUGUCUGUGAGAGAGUGGCAGAAAAGGAACCUGUCGGAGCACACUAAUGUUAAGCAAACUUUAAUAUGCAUUGGAGAGGUAGCAGAUUACCACAGAAAUGUGGACUAGAUUCACUAGCUCUGUGUCUGCCACUGUCCAUAGGAAACCGCACUGUUGAUAUGGUCCUUUAUUAUGAAGUGACCAAAGGAGGGUUAAAAUUGCCACAGCCUUAAAUGAAAGCCAGAGGGAGAACUGCCUCUAACCAACACUUAUUACUACAACAGCUAAAUUGGAAGUGAACAUCCCAGGCAGAAAGCAGCCAGCCACCAAGAAGAAGUUAUAUGGCAAAGAAAAAUGUCUCCUGUCAAAAGAGUAAAAAGAAAGACAAGUCAAGCAUCUUUCCAACACUGUUUGUGAAUUUGGCAAAUUCAGAGUUAAACAAGAUCACGAGGAGUCUCUUUUUCCUACCUCUUACUUUCCCAAAACUGCACAUAAAAAAUUAAAUCAGACUUGUUUAUAAAUACAAAAUAGGAGUGUGAGUUUGCAGUGAGAAAGGGGUUGUCUCAUCGUAUUCUAAGAUUAAUGUUUACAAGGUGAUGUAAAGGGGCAGGACACAACAUCAUUAAACCCUACUCCCCAAGAAGUGGCAAUGUGUAGGAUUCCUCUGCAUGUACAGUCAUGCUAACCACUUAUUCUGCUGCUCAAAAAAUAUUAAAACCAUAGCACAAGUGAACAGAAGAAAAUAUAGUUUAUAUUAGCAUCUCAAUGUUCAGCCAUGUUCUUCAUUGAUUUUGCGACGUACUGUAUGUCAAAAUCUUAAAAUGCCACCUUUCUGGCAAGACCAGUGUUUCCAGUAUAACUAGAUGUUAUGUUGAGCAUGGCGAAGCAGUGACAAAGAACAGCCAUCUUAGUACUUCUACAGGAUGAUUAAAUGUAUAGGAGAAAAGGCCUGGAUUCCGAUGCUUUCAUAUGUACAAUAGUGCAUAUUUUAUAUCUGCUUCCCAACCCUGACAUCUUUGGGAUAGGAUCUUUGCUACUACCAUUGUUUCCUAUGGAAAUUAUGUUGCACUACCAUGGCCAGGUGUGGGAUGUCCUAAGAGGCCCACCAAAACAUAAGGCUUCACUGAUAAAAUAUUCCUUUGAAUAACUGGAAACUGAGUUCUCUGAUAGCCUUAUGGGCAAAAAAACUCCCACCCCACAACCAUGAUAAGAAUUCCUUUUUAUUUUAUUCAUACUUUGUGCAUUUAUUAUAACAUUUGUUUGCCAAAAGAUGGGUUUCUAUGCUCUCAGGAGAACAUUCUCAAUCUACUUUUUGGACACACGUUAUGUUAAAUACAAUUGUCUUUAAAACAUUAUGAUGUACUUGUGUCUGUGUGCAUUUUACUGUUUAAGUUAACAUUGAGACUGAAAAGAAAUCAAAGCUCCUACAAUGUAUUCACUAAAACUGUGUGUUCUGUUUUUAAACUAGAUUUCAGGAAAGACCCAUAGCAAAUGUCACACCCAUCAUUGUCAGGGUCAGCAUUUUGUCUUUUGUGUCCAUUUGAACUUCAGAUUUUGUACAAAAAACAAUAAUCAGACAAUAGGAGUGUUACAGGAUUUCUAAAAGAUGUUUUAUUGAACUUUAAAUAAUGUGCUGAUGAAUUGCAGAACCUUUCCAAAGUGUUACUAUGGCAAAUGUUAUUUUUAAAACUCUGGCAAAUGUUAUCCUUUUGCCUUACUGUGUCAAUAAAAGGCAGUUGCUUUCAACAAUAA
This is a messenger RNA of Hemicordylus capensis (graceful crag lizard), 8983 nucleotides long. It is a transcript of the gene NALCN, whose product is annotated as sodium leak channel, non-selective. NCBI's taxonomy places the organism in Eukaryota, Metazoa, Chordata, Lepidosauria, Squamata, Cordylidae. The coding region runs from base 475 to 5748 and encodes 1757 amino acids. The record is from RefSeq and is a predicted model, not a curated record. Gene Ontology annotation, biological process: monoatomic ion transport; transmembrane transport. The transcript is spliced from 45 exons. Gene Ontology annotation, cellular component: membrane. Gene Ontology annotation, molecular function: monoatomic cation channel activity.